UUUUCAGAGGUCUGUCCUGGCUGAAUUCACUACCGUUUAGCGGUACCUUCACAAAUUCAACUUUAGGAAAAACGGAAAUUUUUUAGUUUUGAAAAAUGGGCAGAAAAGGAUCGGUGAUUAUUCCUUUCUUAAUUGAAGGAAGUCAAUCUAACAUGUAUGGAUCCUGUGUAGUGCAUGAUGCCAAUGAAAAAAAUUUACGAAUCCAUUUGCCUCGAAAAACUAAAAUUGUGUGUGCUAAUUGUAAUCGAAUGCUUAUAAAUUGGAAAAAGAAAAAAGGAAGAUGUAUUACAGAUACUGUUUAUUCUGAUACAAAGCAUUCUGUAUUGGGUUCUUUAAAUAAAUCAUUUUAUGUUGAUCCUGGAUCUGAAAUGAAGAUUAAUGGUGAAAAUUAUCGCCAAUAUAAAAUCUUGUCUUCUGAAGAAAGUGAAGAGAAGCGGAAGAAAGAUGCUGUUAAGAAAAGUAUCAAAAAAUCAAAUAAUUUACCUCUGACUCCUAACUCAGAAGUUUAUGGUACUAGUUCUCUGGAAUCACCUCAAUCUUCUCAUCAACCAGAUGGAGAAAUUAGAUCUAAGACUCCUAACUCAGAAGGGUAUGGCAGUUCUAUUGAGUCACCUCUAUCUACUUAUCAACCGGAUAGUGGAAUAAGAUCUCCUCAGACUCCUAACUCAGUAGGUUAUGGCAGUUCUAUUGAAUCACCUCUAUCUACUGAUCAACCGGAUAGUGGAAUAAGAUCUAAUAAUUACAACUGUUCUGAUUAUGAAAGCGAAAUCGAUUCACCAAUGCCUUUUGUUGGCUUGAAUCCUAGCAUCAAUGGUAAUUUUGGUGAAUUAAAUUACGAUCAUAAUGUUGCAUAUUUGAAUCAACAAUGGGGAAUAUCUGAUACAACACAUGACGCAAACAUGCUUAAUGUGCUUUUUAUUCAAAACUAUGGAACAUUGAAUUCCUUGACUGAAGGAAAUAAUGAGGAUGAACCUAUGAUUCUAGAAUUGGAGGCAUCUCAAAAUUUGCCUUUGUAUCAAGAACUCUAUUCAUUUAAUAACAUUACAUGUCAAGCUGACAUGCAUGAUAAAUUAAUAUCUCAAGCCUUUAACAUUAAUGGUUCAAUUCCUGAAGCAAAUAUACAAAAUGAGUCUGCAGAUCGAGUAUCUGAGAUAUUUAAGGCAAACUUUCAAAAUGUUGUUGAAGAUUAUGCGAUUCCUAAUAUAACGUUUGAUGCUAACACUGACAUUGUGACAAAUGACCAACACUUUAUGAUGCUAAAUAAUGCAAGUGAUAUUCCUCCUACUUCUGAUGAACUUUUUCCAGAGUUGGAUGUUUCUGAUUCUAACUGGGGUGAAAGUAAUGUGUCUGAUGCUGUUUGGGAUUCAAAGUUAAACGAGUUAAUGUCUUCUGUAGAUUUACCUGCUGGCUGUGAAAAUGGAAAAAAUGGUAAAACAGAUGAAAGAUCACUGAAAUAUUAUAAGUUGAGUGAAGAAAUUAAUUUGGGUGAAAAUGCUGUGUUGACUCUUAAACAAAUGGGUGAAGUUCCAUUCGAUGAUGAACCUCCAAGUCUAUAUAUGUGUGAUGAGUUGCAGUUCUAUCAAUUUUUUGAAUUUCAUCCAAAUGCUUAUGGUUAUUUGGAAAUUGAUGUUAUGCUACGAAUUCAGGCAUCACAAAAUACAGAGAUUAAAGAAAUGGGAGAUCAUCUUCUGAUUUUCUUAAAACCUUGGCAGACAGAUGCUCCAAAAAAUUUUUUUCCAAACCCUGACAUUCUUAACUAAAAUACAUUCUUAAAAAUGUUCAUUUGUAAACAUGUUAGUUACUACUCAUAUAUAUAUGUGUGUGUGUGUAGCAGUUAAUAUUUCUUAACAAUGACAUGUUUACACUUGGUCAUUUGUGUGUAUUUGCACACUUAUAUUCAAGAGAAAUUGCUUAUGUCACAUGUAAUGCCAGUUGCUUAUGAACUAUUUAUCUAGAAACUGUUUAAUUUUUUAAAUACUCAGUAGGUUUACAUUCAGUUGUAUAUUUUCAAACGUCAAUUGUUCUGUUACUUUUUUUAAAAAAUUGUUUUUCCUUUAUUAAGUGAUUAUAUAAAUUACAUAGAUUAAAAUAUUUAUUUGAUACUUUCUCAAGAUAAAAAAUGUUUGAGGAUAUUUCUCUUUCAUACAUCUGUUUCCCUAUGUAAUAACAUAGAAAAAUUAAUUAGCUUUGCAGGAAAGCUUUCAGUCCUGGAGUUGUUUUCUAUGUGCAUAAUAUCAGAGGGUUAAUAGUUGUAUGUACUUAAUUAAAAUGAGUUUUUAAAACCUAUAUUUUUUACUGCUAAAAACAAUUUUUCCUCACCGCUGGCUCAUUCGCAGUGACAUAAGCAUCAACUCUUCUUUGAACCAAACACUGAUGUGAAAGUCUUAACAUGUAAUACAUUUCUUGUUGCUUACAAAUUAAGUCUUGUAAGUAUCUGUUCUUAAACAGUGGUGAGAAUGUUCUUACUGUAAACUACAGUUUUAACAGUUUACAUUAACUGAUACUGGUUUUUAAAACCAUAUAUUGUGCUAAACACAUUUUUAUUCUCACUGGCUUUUUUGUAGUAAUGAAAGCAAGUUCACUUUGUUGAACCAAGCACUGAUAUGAAUGUCUUAACAUAAAAACAUUUCUUAUUACUUUGAAAUGAAAUUUUUGUAAGUAAUUGUUCUUCAAGAGCUGUGGGAAUAUGCUUAUAGUGAACUGCAUUUUAUUCUUAGAACAGCUCUUUGAAUGUACUUCUAUAUACUCAAUUUUCAAGACUAUGUAUGUUUUAUCAAAUCGUUACAUUUCUUUUGUAAUAAGGAAAUUUUAUUCUUGUAGAAUAAUUUUAAGCCUUUUUACCUGUAUUACUUUCGUAAUGUCUAAAUGGUACUUAUUAAAUGACUAAAUAUUGUUAAUCUUUAACUAUUUUAAUUAUGCUCUUUUCAUUUAUUAUUUCUUUUUAAGAAUGCUAUUAUCUGGAUUUCCUUUUGCAUAUUAUACUCUUUAGAGGCAAAUAAUGCAAACUUAUAAUAAGUAUGUGACUAUUGCUAGCAUUCUAAAGUAUAUAUGGAAAUGUAAUCAUUGUACCACUAGAUAUAGAAUGUACUUCUAUAUACUCAAUUUUCAAGACUAUGUAUGUUUUAUCAAAUCAUUACAUUUCUUUUGAAAUGAGGAAAUUUUACAUUGACUCUUGUGGAAUAAUUUUAAACCUUUUUACCUGUAUUACUUUUGUAAAGUCUAUAUGGUACUUAUAAAAUAACUAAAUAUUGUUAAUCUUUAACUGUUUUGAUUAUGCUCUAUUCAUAUAUUAUAUUCUUUAGAGGCAAAUAAUACAAACUUUUAAUAUGUAUGUGACUAUUGUUAGCAUUCUAAACUAUAUAUAGAAUUGUUAUCAUUGUACCAAUAGAUAUAAAACUAGGAAGCAAUUUGUAGAUUACUUUGUUUGAUUAUUUGUAAGAUUUGUUUAGUUAUUUGUAAGAUUUUUAGAUUAUUUGUAAAUUGUUUAGUAUGCGGUUAUAAUCAUUGUAUCUAUCUGCAGUGUAUUGUGUUGUAGUUAUAUUAUGCCUGUGAUUGAAAACACUUCUUGCCAUAAAAUAUUUUCAAUUGUGACUUUGACUAAAUAACACCCAACAUGAAUGCUUAAUGCAAUUAAAUUAGUUAGAAUGUUAAUUAAUUUAAAAGUUUAUUGAAAUUCUUGUUAUGUAUUCAUUUUAAUAUUUUGUUUUGUCUUUAUUAUAAAUCAUAUAUUUUACUGUUAUGUAAUUAUAAUUUUUUUUUUCAAUUUUUCAUUCGAAUUCUUGUCAUUGUAGCCUUUUAAUCUAUUAAAAUUUUUGUUAUACUUUCAUUUUACUAUUUUCUCUUGUAUGCUUGUUUAUUAGUUAUGUUAAUUGAGACAUUUAUAUUAAUAAACACUUUGAUUUGUUGUA
Messenger RNA from Parasteatoda tepidariorum (common house spider), 3908 nucleotides. RefSeq lists its product as uncharacterized. Lineage: Eukaryota; Metazoa; Arthropoda; Arachnida; Araneae; Theridiidae. The record is from RefSeq and is a predicted model, not a curated record.